AUGUUUGUGGCAGGCAAAAAAUCAUCAUUGCCCUGUUGGGGCCGAAUUGCGCUCUGUUCGCCUUCCGAUCUGAUGCCGCACUGCAAGUCUCCGGUUUAUUGUUUGUUGGCUGCUCGAUCGUUUCUUUUUCCCAUCCCAGAUCGUCCCUCUCCAACACCCCGCUUCCUCUCGCUUCCUGCCUCUUCGCUCGUCUCUCUUUGUUGUCUGUUUUUUUUCCUUCCAGGCUUCUUUUGGAGACCCGUUUCGGUUCACCCUACCAGACGACACAUCUCUCAGGUCGGACUAGAACGAGGGCGCUCUCGCUCUCGGGCUUGUCUCCCUGUUGCCUCUUCUGAGGACGCGAACGACUCGGUACGUUCGGUCGACUGA
Messenger RNA from Eremothecium cymbalariae DBVPG#7215, 369 nucleotides. RefSeq lists its product as uncharacterized. Bases 1 to 369 code for a protein of 122 amino acids. Lineage: Eukaryota; Fungi; Ascomycota; Saccharomycetes; Saccharomycetales; Saccharomycetaceae. The record is from RefSeq and is a predicted model, not a curated record. The transcript has a single exon.